Corythoichthys intestinalis (scribbled pipefish) is the source of this 17160-nucleotide messenger RNA. It is a transcript of the gene cadm2a, whose product is annotated as cell adhesion molecule 2a. Lineage: Eukaryota; Metazoa; Chordata; Actinopteri; Syngnathiformes; Syngnathidae. The coding region runs from base 298 to 1587 and encodes 429 amino acids. The transcript has 10 exons. The record is from RefSeq and is a predicted model, not a curated record.
AGCGGGGCAAGACGGCAGUACAUCUUCAGUUUACCGAAGGGCAGCACUCGUCGCUCGGUAAAGGCUUACUGUCUCCACAACUCAACCUCACUCACCACUGUGCCACAGCUUCUGUAAACAAACCAACACUUUACAUAGAAAAUCUGCUUUUUAUGGGGAAGAGUCCUUGAUAAAUCUCACUCGACUUCACCUUUCAAUCUAAGGACUCGGUAAAAAAGUGUACCUGGAACACAGCGGGUCCGGUUUGAGGAGCUACGAGGCGUACGAACGCAAGGAACAAGACAACAGGAAGACAGGAUGAAUCUCAACAGUCAUGCCAUCUUUACCCUCUAUACCGUUUACGGCAUCCUUCUCAAAGGCAUCAGCGGUCAGCAUCCCCUGGUUCAGAAUGUCACCGUGACAGAGGGCGGGACGGCCAACAUGACAUGUCGCGUGGAGUACAACGACAACACCUCCCUCCAGUGGUCGAACCCGGCACAGCAAACUCUCUUCUUCGGCGACAAGAAGGCUUUAAGGGACAACAGAAUCGAGCUGAUUCGUGCGUCAUGGUCGGAGUUGACCAUCAGCAUCCAUGAUGCCACGCUGUUCGAUGAGGGCAUGUACACCUGUUCUCUCUUUACCAUGCCUGUCAAAACAGCUAAAGCCUACUUGACAGUCCUCGGCGUGCCGGGAAAACCCAAGAUCGAGGGCCUGAUGAAACCUGCUGUGGAGGGUGACCACAUCACUUUGACCUGCCUGACUCACGGCAGCAAACCUGCUGCAGACUUACGCUGGUUCCGGAAUGAAAAAGAGGUCAAAGGUGCUAAAGAAGUCAACGCCAGCGGGAACACCUUCACCGUACGCAGUUCGCUGCAGCUGCACGUGGACAGACGCGACGACGGAGUGGCAUACACCUGCAGGGUGGAUCACGAGGCCCUGGCGCAGACUCCACAACAGACCACCGAAGUGCUUGAGGUCCACUAUGCACCUCGGGUGGAAAUCGUCCACUCUCUCGCAGUCCCUCAAGAGGGUCAGUACCUAAAGCUGGACUGUAUGUCGCAAGGAAACCCUUCGCCAGAUCCUGUGAAGUGGACGAAAGAUGGCGUGGAAAUUUCGGAUCUAGGCCGUGUGAUCGUGGAAGGUCGCGAGCUCACAUUUACGUCACUUAACAAGACGGACAACGGCACCUACCGCUGUGAAGCCGGCAACCAUCUCGGUACCAGCAGUGCUGAAUAUGUACUCUACGUCUAUGAAGAACCCACUACCCUGCCUCCAUCCACCACACACCCCUUCCAUCCCAUCCCCCCAGACUCCACCGCUCUAAUAGGCACGCACGCUUCAGACCCCACAGUCACUGGAAACAAAGAUCCCAACGCUCUAGCCCAUCACGGCACGGACCACGCUUUGAUCGGGGGAGUGGUGGCCGUGGUGGUCUUCGUCACCUUGUGUUUAAUCAUCGUUCUGGGAAGAUACCUGGCCAGGCAUAAAGGAACGUAUUUGACAAACGAGGCCAAAGGAGCGGAUGACGCGCCCGACGCAGACACGGCCAUCAUCAACGCCGAGGGCAACCACGCACACGCCGAAGAAAAGAAGGAGUACUUCAUCUAGACUGCGGAGGGCGCUCCCCUUUGCCAUCACUCCCCUCUACCCGUCUGACAGAGAGGACCCCGCCGUGUUUCUCUUUUCGGCUUCAUCUUUCUUAAUCGUUCGGCAGCCAUUUUUCACAGGCGUAGCUGCGGAAGUUCACUCGUAUUUUUGCCCCUCGAUCUUGUAAAUCUGUAAAUCUACCAUGACUGCUAAAUUCUUCCACCCACCCCCAGUCAGACACCUGAAGACACCAACCACGAGCCCUCCCACUCCCUUAUGCUCACACACUCCACACACAUUCACACACAUAUCUCACAUCAACACGGUGCCUAAAAAUACAGACGCCAUUGAACUUGUGUCAAUGCCUUCAUGUAUCAGUCAGUAGCAAUGUAAAUGCUUUUCUAGACGGUCGCCCGUCGUUCCAUCGCUUAGCUCGCGUCAUUGUGUCUUUUUUUUUUUUUUUAUUAUUAUUAUCGUUUCAAUGAUCUCGCGCCUUAUACACUCACACUCAAUAUAUUUCUUAGACGCUCCCUCUGUCUUUAAAUAGACUUGUAAUUAAAAUGUCCAGCCAUGUAAGAUAAGACGAAGGCUUUGUGUGACACUCGUGUAGCAAGGUUGCUCAGAUACGUGUAUAGUUAUUAGAGUGAGGGUGUCGUGUGCUUCUGUUCAGAGCUGAGAAUACGCACCAAAAAUAUAGCUAACCAUGCUAGAGGAAACAUUUCAUUCAUUAAAAAUAGGACAACAUUUUCUAAGACUUUUUCUGUAUAUUCCGGCAAUCGGUGGCCUCUUUCCGUUUCCUCGUAACGGCUUCGGGUCGACUAGCUGUAUUUAAGUUGGUAAAAUCAUUUCCGUCAUAUUGAAAAUAAGGGUGAGUAUCCCCGGAAAUGUAAAAUUGGGAAAUGAGUCAAAAAUUGCAUUAGUUACAUUAUGUACAGGGACUUUGUGAUGAAUACAAUUAUUUCUGUAAAUUCUCUUUUGAUGUGCACUUCAACUAGCAGGUGGAUAGUGGAUUUUUUUUCUAUAGACCAAAAUAGAAAAAAAGAAAAAUCUUAAAUUAAGCAUUUUCCAUUUACGCGUGUCACUGCAAAAUAGCAAGUCCACCAUAUGUGCAUGGAGCUCACAUGUGCGCAGUGACAAUCAUGUAAAAUAUUGACAUUUGAAUCCCCCAUAGGGAUGCAUUUUUAGAAAAAGAUGCCCCCACCCCAAAAAAAAUCAUGAUUCCAUUACAGUGGUACCUCGACAUACAAAUUGAAUUCGUUCCAGGAGCUGGUUGGACAUUUCGACACAUAAAAAAAAACAAGAAAAGCAACGAGAUCGAGAAUACAUUCUUUCAAAUGACAGCAAGUCAGUAUCUUGGCAACCUGCCUAGGAUCGGUUUAAAGACACUGCUGAUGAUCUGGAAUUGGAUGAGGGUACGACAUCGGGAACUCAUCCACAGCUCUGUAACAAAACAAUCUGAUCAGCAGCAGAAUGUGACAAAAUCAUGCCAGUUGUCAUCGUAGCUUCGCUUGCUAGGUAGCACAGCUAUUCUCCCAGUCCAGGCCUAAUACGCUAUCACCCCGAGCGUCUAUUGCGCGCAUUAAACAUGGCGCCCUCCGCAGGUCAAAACAUGUACUAAAUAUUAUUGAUUUUUUUAAAAUCAAUGGCAAUAUUUUAUUAUUUAUAACUCUGAAAUGCCUUCAAAUCAAUAGAAAGUGACCUGAUUACAACAGGAAGUGGCCUGAAAUCAGCAGGGCGUGACCCCAAGGGGUUGAGCUGCCAAAGAAAAGCUACCAUCGCAAUUUCUCCAGAAAUUGCUUUUUCUAGUUGUAGUAUUGUAUUGUUAUUGAAAUACAGUAAAUGUCAUUAUAAAUGUACAGUUACCGAAAAUAGACUGAUUUAAGUUGACUGAAUGAAGUACCUCGAACACCAUCUUGACAAUACUGCCCCAAUCUCGGGGAUGUAAAAUAAUAAUAAUAAUCCGUGUCUUCAGACUCGGACCCAUUAUUGACACACCUGACAGGUUGCUGUGGCAAGGAAGGCGUCAUCUAGCAUGGAGUGACGUCACGGACAGUUAAAACCUAUUUGAGCUGUUCAGGCUAAGAAGCAUCUUGUCCAUAUCUGAUUUGAAACAACCUCCCGUAUGUGGUUUCAAUCCGUCUUGCAAAAAUCAGAUUCCUUUGCUUUGUGACUGUUCAGACUACAAAAAAGCUAUCCGGUUUCAAUCUGGAUAGGCUAAAAAUUGGAGUUUGGCUGCGAGUCUGAAUAAGGCCUAGAUUUUGUCACGUCGUCCAUUGUGUUAUGUAGUGAUGCGAGCGGUAUAUUAAUGGCGCAAGAUGGAGGCAAUUGUUAUCAGGGGUAAUGGAACAGUUGGCCUCAAUAUCUCGGCAAGCUGCCUAGGAUCGGUUUAAAGACAUUGCUGAUGAGCUGGAAUUGGAUGCAGGUAUGACGUCGGGAACUCAUCCACAGCUCUGUAACAAAACAAUCUAACCAGCAGUAGAAUGUGACAAAAUCACGCCAGUCGUCAUACUAGUUUGGCUUGCUAACCAGCACAGCUAUUCUCCCAGUCCAGGCCUAAUACGCCAGCACCCCGGGCGUCCAUUCUGCGCCUAAAACAUGGCGCCCUCCGUAGGUCAAAACAUGUACUAAAUAUUAUUGAAUUUUUUUAAUCAAUGGCAAUAUUUUAUGUGUUUCUAAUAACGUAUUUCAGUAAAAGAACAAUUGUGGCUUAUUAGAGCCUAAAAUUCUUUUAGUCCGAGCUGCAGGUACAGUAGAGGUGUGCGAAAUUUUCCGAUUCUUAGAUUAUUCGCGAUUUGGCCGAGGAAGAUUCAAAAACAUCCAAAUUCCGAUUAUUGAAAUAUGUCAAGUAAAGCGGAAAUAAAACACUGUCUUUGGGACGCGAUGAGGACUGGACCGAUAGUAAACAUCAUGCUUGUCAUUACCGUAAUGACAAUGCUCAACUCAUGCCGCUAGAUAAAAAAACAAUAAUACCUGACGGCUGCCGACAGCUGCUACAAACUACGUCCACAUAAUGCUACGGUAGAUGAUAGGUAUCACAAGUAUAUGGAACUAGAUGUGAAAUGACAGACGGCCGGCAAUAGUAAACAGCUGCCAUCUUAAAGCAGUAGACUUCCCUGGAAGGCUGUCGUAGCGAACCUUCCGAGCAAACUUAACUAACUCUUUAUCUAAAAUACUCCUAAAUUGGCAAAAUAUUGACUUGAAUCUAUCUUUAAACAGUUUUUAAACUUUCACAUGUCGAAAGUAGACAGAAUAUAAAUUAUGGAAUAACGGGAGCAAUUUUAACAAUUUUCGCAAAUUGAAUGUAGUAUAAAGCAGCUACACAGAAUGGGGACUUGAGUAUUUUAUUUUCUGUUUUGAACUGUUAACUUGAUACUGAAAUAGUCCUUUAUUUAAGCCUGAGGGGCUUUUUGUACAAUUUUUGUAACUAAUGUACGAAUCAUUAAAAGCAGCUAAUAACCUGGACGGCGGGGGAUCAUCAGUAAUCGAUUUAUAAUCGAAUCGUAGCCUCUGAAUCGUAAUCAUAAUUUAAUCGUUAGUUUCCCAAAAAAUCCCACCUCUAAUUAUAAGUAGCAAUUACACAUUGCAAAACAAACACUGUAAAAUAUGAUAGGUUGACUUUACUUUAAAAAAAAAAACCAAAUGCAAACUUGCUCUCUUAGUAAAUGUAACCCUUUAACACCUGAGCCAAUUUUGUCCAAAUUUGCAUCAUCCACAAUGGCCUGGUUGGGUCCCUUUUUUGAGGACACCAUAACCUUCAUGUCCAAACUGUUGUUUUCUUCACUGACCAAUUAUCAACAUUUUCGACCCAAAAAGACAACAACAACAAAAAACUAAAUUUUUUGUCAAAAUUUCUAAUAUUAAUGUCGUAUUGACAACCAAACAUGCCCAACGAAACAUUUUGAAGCUUGAUAAUAUACUAGGGCUGUUAAUCACAGCUAAAAAAUUAAUCGUAAUUAAUCGCAAUUCAAACCAUCUAUAAAAUAUGCCAUAUUUUUUCUGUAAAUUAUUGUUGGAAUGGAAAGAUAAGACUCAAGACGAAUAUAUACAUUCAACAUACUGUACAUAAGUACUGUAUUUGUUUAUUAUAACAAUAAAUCAACAAGAUGGCAUUAACAUUAUUAACAUUCUGUUAAAGCGAUCCACGGAUAGAAAGACUUGCAGUUCUUAAAAGAUAAAUGUUAGUACAAGUUAUAGAAAUUUUAUAUUAAAAGCCCCCUUAAUGUUUUCGUUUGAAUAAAAUUUGUAAAAUUUUCAAACAAAAACUAGUAGCUCGCCAUUGUUGAUGUUAAUAAUUACACAAUGCUCAUGGAUGGUGCUGAAGCCCAUAAAAUGAGUCGCACCCAAGCGCCAGCAGUGGGCGAAAAAAUACCAAAAAACACAAGUAACAAAUGGACAUGACAGUCAUUUUAAUCUGUUUGAGCGGGGCAUGUGCGUUAAUUGCGUCAAAUAGUUUAACAUGAUUAAUUAAAAAGAAUAAUUACUGCCUGUUAACACAAUAAUUUUGACAGCCCUAUAAUAUACAAAAACAAAAAAAUGAGACUGAAUAGUUUUAUAUUUCAUAAUUCAACAGAAACAGCAGCUAUGGUCAUCAGCGUUCUUGUUCUUUCUACAUACUAUGGUCAAAACAGGUUAUAUACAGUAGACCAACAAUGUAAAAUCAGGUGACUAUGUAUCCUCUAACACAAAAAGUGUUAGGUAUUGCAGCUAUCACCCAAAACAACGACAAAUCUGGCCCACCCUCUUCCUCGAGUUGAUGAAAUAAUGCGUUAGCUUGCGCUAAAUUUAGUGUUCGAUUCAUUCCGCACAUUUCAAAGUCGCUCGCUCAAUCCAACCUGCUGUCGCUCACUACCUCACCUCCCUCUCCUUAGGUGGCACCUCUUUUGGCAAUUUAUUAAAAAAGUUAGCAUUACGUUUGUCCUUCGUGAUGUCACAAUGACUCCUGGGAUAUGUAGUUUUUGUGGUGCUUUCGGUUUUGAAAAAGGACAAGAAAUGAUUUAACUAUUGACAUAAAAAUAUGUUCCAUGCAGCGUUAUAAUGUUUAUUUACGAGGGCAAUUAAACUAUAAACCUAAAUGACAUUAUCUCCCGUUUUACUUUAAGGUCGAUUGACUUCAAGUAAAAACGAGAGUGAACCUCAACUUCUGCACUUUUAAACGAAACCAACCAGCGGCACGUGGGUGACAAAUUACAAGGUCACGAGGCUUCAACGUUGAUAUGCUUAAACGUGUCACUGCCGACACAGCCUGUGUUAAAGGGUUAAUCAGAUGCAAUUUACCUAAUUAUUUCAAGUUUUAAGGACUAAAUUAACUUUAAUAUUUGGAUUCUAGUGAAUUGUUUAGUUUGAAUUUGCAGUACUCAAAAUAACUGACACAAAAUGACAUCUGUCAUAAGUAUUCAUUAAUGCUCAUGGCAGUGUCAUGUCAUAAUUAAGAUGGUCUCAUGACAGUUUUAUGGCGCCACUGUCAAAUAAAGUGUUACCAAAUAUCAUAACUAGCAAAAUAAUGAAACAAUUGGAACAGUAACUGCUAAUAAGCAGAGAACUUGAAUUUUUAUUGCUAUUUUCAUCUGUAGCGCUGCAAUGCAUGCUAGGAGGAAUGUUGGACGACAACAGUGUUUACAGCAGGUGGCAGCAGAGGUUGACUGUCUCCUCCAAGGGAGCAGUGAUGGCCAAAUGAAGCUUCUUGAAGCAAUACAGCUUUCCCGCCAAAUGUUUCGAAGCUUCAUGGUGGUUCAUUUGCUCGUAUGACAUCUAAUGAUGCCACUGACAAAUAAAUAAUAAAUAAAUUACUCUUACAAUGAGGUACCUGAGUUACUGACUUAAUUGCCUUUUGGGAGAAGUAAUUAGUAACUGUAACUAAUUACUUUUUUAAAGUAUGAUUAACAACACUGCAGUGCACCUGCACUAACCUUCUUGGAACCCAUGAUGAUUUCUCACAGAUGAUGAGUCCAAUUUUACGUCGUAUGUCGAAAAAAAUGGUAUGUCGAUUUGUUUGUAUGUCGAGGUACCACUGUAUAUUGCAUUCCAUAAAUUUAAAAAAAAAAUCAAAUAGUCUGAUGAGAACAGGCUCUCCAUUUCUAGAAUGCCUUGUGUGUCACUGAUGCGAAACUCACUCGGUAUUUCCCGACCCAAUUUCAGACAAACAAAAGCACAAAAUGGAGUAGCGUGUUCCAUCGUAAGCGGCACGUUUGCCUCGUGGGUGGUUAUUUUAUUCAAAUUGACGGUGGAAAGGGGACAAAUCUUUCCAAUUUGUGAAAAGAGAGGAGAAAACACACAAAAAAAUCUUUUUUUGAAGGGAUUUAAACUCCUUGCUGUGUAAUGUCUGCUCAAACGUGUUUGAUUGUGAAAAUUGCUGUGGAAUUCCAGCUCUUUUUGUAUAUUAGCAACUUUGAUCCAGUGUUGUGUUCAUUUUCUUUUUCAAUCUGUCAUUGCAUAUCUAGCCAAUUUUUACAAUUUGUUCUGGCACAAGGCAUGUAAAUAAUAAUGUAAGAAACUAAAGUGGGUGAAAAGUUUUCGAUGGCCUCCUUUCCUGUUUAAGUGACUCGAAGAGAUACGUUUCAAAACGUAACACGAUAACGGAAAACGGAAGUGUUUGUGGUUGUUUAUUAAGGAUGAGCGUUUGAUCGCAUAUCUUGUUCUAAUCGACUUUUAUUUUGAACAAUUUCUCUGAAUGUUCGGAAUUCCUGCUUUAAUAAAGCCAUUAGCAUCUAUCCAUCUAUAGUAAAUUCUACGUUUAUAACUAGAAACUGCAAUUUCUGGAGAAAUUACUAUGGAGCUUUGCUGUGACAGAUGCAGAUCUAAGACCCGCCCAGGUUGAUUUGGGGACAUUUCGGGGACAAGAUCAGGUCACCUUCUGUUGAUUUCGGGACAUUUGCGUGAGGAAAUAGCAGCCUAUGAGAACUUUAAUACGCGUUAAUGAUUGUUACAGUUGGUUUUUAAUCCUAUCUUGCCAUGUUUUUUGUAAACAGCAAGUCCCCAGAUCACGAACGAAUUCCGUUCCGACGCAGGCAAUGUAACUCAAAUUUCCACGGAAGUUGGAAUUACCUAACUAAUCCCUAAUUCCCCGGAAAACCUUAACCCCUAAACACCCCCUAAAUCUCAAAAUAACUAUCCAAAAACAUGUAUUAUACGUCAUUGUACUGACCUCGCUAAAUCUUAGCUGGACAGCUAAACUGUAAUCUUUCCCCUCUCUCACUCGGCUGCGCGACUUCUUCAUAGAAGCAAAUACGCUCUUCUUCGUGUGCGCAAAUACGUCCUUGAUGUGUACAUUCAGUCUACGUGCUCUUGGCUUUCUGCAUUGUAAUAAAAGCAAGCAUCACAAAAAAAGUUAACAUUAUAAUCAAAUACACGUAAGCCUUCACCAAAGAGUAGGACAGUCAUAUCAAUAAAACAAAGUACAAAACUAAUUACUCUGAGGUACAAUAAGGUACUGUUUACACGACAAAAAUAACAAGGACGACUGGAGACAAAAUGGCGGACAAGACUCCAGCGACUUCAAGUCGUGUACGUCGGGGUUCCCGGGGACUUCUUGUAUUAGUUUUGUUGUGCUGUUACAUCUCACUUCUGGGUUUUAGCUUCUUACAGUAAUUCUCGUGUGACGCAGGCAAUCUUUCGAAUAACCUCAAAAAAAUUACCAUUCACGGCAAAAGUUUUUGGGGGGGGAAUAUUUUUUUUUUUCAAAAUGUAUCUCGUCCUACAAUUUUUAUCCAAUUAAACAUUUAUACAGGUAUAUUUUUUUCAAAAUGUAUCUAGUCCUACAAUUUUUAUCCAAUUCAACAUAAAUAGAAAAAUUCAGGAAGGUCAGGGGCAUAAAAGUUGUGGACAAAAAUUUGCCAAAAAAAAACUACGGUUCACCCGAAAUUCACCAAAAACGUUGUUUCUAGUGGCCAAAAUUUCCCUCUUCAUUUUCAAUGGCAGAAAAACAUGGGGGGGUGUGAUUUUUGACCAAAAACUUACCAUUACAGCCCAUUGACAUUCAACUGGCACCCAAUUAAGUCAAUGCCAUUGAUAGCAAUGUAUGGCAUUGCCAUUGACUGCCAUUUAUGUCAAUUCCAUCGACAGCCAUGUAUGUCCUUGCACAUGACGGCCAUGUUUGUCAAUGCCAUUGACAGCUAUGUAUGUCCUUGCCCAUGACGGCCAUGUAUGUCAAUUUGAUUGACAGCUAUGUACGUCCUUGCCAAUGAUGGCCAUGUACGUAUGUCGAUGAUUAUUGAUGCCAAUCUGCUUGGAUUCCAUUGACAGCCAUGUACGUCCAUGCCCUUGACGGCCAUGUACGUCAAUGCCAUCGGCGGCCAUGUAUGUCCAUGCCAUUGACAGCCAUGUACGUCCAUGCUAUUGACAGCAAUUUACGUCCAUGCCAAUGACAGCCAUGUACAGUAUGUCGAUGCCAUUGACAGACAUGUAUCUCAGUUCUAUUGAUGACAAUGUACUUGGAUUCCAUUGACAGCCAUGUGCAUCCUUGCCAUUGGCAGCCAUGUAUGUCCUUGCCAUUAAAUCAUAUGUAAGUUGAUGCCAUUGACGGCCAUAUACCUCAAAAUAUCAACAGUAAAUGACCUGAUAUUAAUUGGAACUGACCCUGAAAUGCCCUCGAAUCACUAGAAAGUGACCUGAUAUCUAUAGGAAGUGGCCUAAAAUCAGCAUUACGUGACCCCAAGGGGUUUACCUGCGAAAGCAAAGCUACCAUCGCAAUUUCUCUAGAAAUUGCCAAUUUCUAGUUGUAGAUUGUCUUGUUAUUGAAAUACAGUAAACGUCAUCAUAAGUUAAUGAGAAUAGAUUGAUUUACGUUAACUGAAUAAGGUACCUCGAACACCACCAGGACAAUAUUGCCCCAUUUUUUAAAAAAAAUGUUAAAUGUAAAAAAAAAAACCUUAAACAGUGUGUUCAGCCUGAGACACAUUAUUGACGCACCUGACAGGUUGCUGUGGCAACAAAGGCGUCCUCCAGCAUGGAGUGACGUCACGGACAGUCAAAACCCAUUUGAGCUGUUCAGAAGCAUCUUGUCCAUAUCUGAUUUGAAACUACCUCCCGUAAGUGGUUUCAAUCCGUCUUGCUAAAACCAGAUUUCUGUGCUUUGUGACUGUUCAGACUACAAAAAAACUAUCCAGUUUCAAUCUGGAUCGGCAAAAAAUCGGACUUUGUCUGCGAGUCUGAACAAGGCCUUGAAUUUGUCACGUCGUCUAUUGUGUGAAACAGUGAUGCGAGCGUUAUAUUAAUGGCGCAAGAUGGAGGCAAUUGUUACCAAGGGCAAUGGAACAGUUGGCCCAGCUGUCUCCAAUUUGGUGACCAAUUUCCAGCAUUAUGCAAAUACAGUCAGUAAGUAAUGUCUUUGUCACCGAAUGAACUCAUACACCGCCGCAGCGUCUCCUUGAGUGGAACAUAACAACACUCACUUACGUAGUUGGUAACGCAGACAGCUGUUUGCGUUAGUCUGCGUUAGACUUGGCCGAAUUAAGAAAAAGGUUAUCGUUCUGCUUCAAUUUGACAAUUUCACGCUUUCAGCUGAGAUUAUUGUGAGAUUUGACUUCAAAUGUGCUCGGUUAUGUUCAAGACAUACGUUUGCUAGAACUUUAACAAGUACCGUGUCAGAAAAAGCGCCCCUUGACAUUUUGUGUCAUUGUACAUAAUUUACGGUAAGAAUCCAAAAAAUCUCACAUUAAGGCAGUGCUUCUCAUUAUUUUCUGGCCCCCCCCCCAAAAGGGAAGACGUAAACGUUUCACGCCCACCCCCCAACUUUAAUAACAAAAAACAACAACUAAAUACUUAUUUAAAAACAUAUAUAUUAAAGCAACACUAUGUAACUAUUCAAUUUUCGUUGAUUUUAGCGACGCCGGUGGACAAAAGCAGUAGUGUUUUGCCUUAAGGAAGACUGUAUUUCCCAUUAGAACCAGCGCACACCCGCACAGUGUCGUAAAAUACUCAAACAAUAAAAAAUCUAUCUCCAGGUCACCUGCAGAUGGAUUUAACGACAUUUUUCCAUGUUUCCAGCGGAUGUGUGAAGGAUGAAUAGUAAUCAGGUAUUAAAUCCAGUUGUGGCUAAACAAUAGCAUAUGACAGUUAGCAACCUUGUGGCUAAACCCCCACCCCACCCGAACUUGAAGGGGUGGUUCGUCAACCCAGCGAGUAAAAUCCAGGCCAAUGUUUAUUCUUGAGUAGCCCGGUAGCCUCCCUUUUUUUUUUUGCCUCCUCAGACAAAAGUUUUUUGUCUCUUUUGUUGCUCUGCCAUCUUUGAGAAUUUGCGCGAAAGCGUUCACAUCGACUUCCGUCUUUAUAAUGAAUGGGGAAAGGGGGAAGUGACAUAUGACGUAAAGCAGUCAGCACAUUUGUACUUUUUGUGUGGCAGGGUCCCUGCCACCUUCCUCAAAGUUAAUUAGUGCUGGUGAAAGCAAUACAGACCCCCUCAAGAUAUAAAAGAGGUGUCAUUCAACAUAUCAUCACAAAUGUGAUCAGCAUGCGCAAAACGCUUUACAUUAGGAAAUACAUUACCAAUAGUACUGCUGCCAUGCAAGGCAUUGCCUACCCAUUGGAAGCAAAUUAGGAUUCAGUGCUUUGCCCAGUGGCUGUCCGACAGUUGGCAGUCAUUGCCGGGAAUUGAACCGCUGACCCAUUGGUCCUGGGACAACUUGAACUACCAGCUGCGCCACAGCACGUGGUUGCUGUUAGGCCCAGCGGCAUCCGCUGCUCGGUAGGGAAAGAGACUAGAGUGCCAGAAGUCAAGUCUCCAAACACAAGCAGCCACAACGAAAAAUAAACCCACUAGAAAGCAACUGUCACUAGGAUGUUUAUGAAAGUCUCAGGUUCAACUCAGAACAAUGGAAUGAAAAUUGAAAAAUGCCUCCCAUGGGUGUUAAUACGACAAGAUCAAAGUUACAUAGUGUUGCUUUCAAGAAAAACGUAAUAUAGAUUGAUAUCCGAUAAAGUAUAACUUUAUUAACAUUAUUUUGUUUGUAACAGAAAAGAAAGUGCAUCAAUUUGCCUGAAUAAAAAAAAAAAAACUAACUAAAAAUACACUCAAGGUACAUUUUUUGACCGUUUGAUACUGAAAAAUAAAAUGUAACAAAAUCAAUAAAUAAUAAUAAAUUAAAAUUGAUUAGUAACAUUAACUCAUGAGGAAAAUAUGCCAAACAAUUUGAUCGAAAAAACAAAAAUUAAUCGAACAAAAACGACAAGUAUCAUUGGACUAAGCAACUUGGUAUGCCACCUUAUAUGAUGCUAACAAUGUUCACUAUUUUACUGAUGUAAUGCUGACAAAGCAGGACGAUUGUUGGCAAUAUUUAGCACAUUUUCGCUAGGAAAAAAGCAGUUUAUCAAUGUGAUUGGGGUCUAAUGUCCUUAAGUGACGUCUUAAUUGAUUUAGCUCCCUGCUGUCCGCUGCAAACUUUUUUAGUCACGGUAACCACACUGGUCUUUCCUCAUCUCCCACUGUAUUAAAAGUCAAAGCCAAACGCAACACACACUUCGUCAUAUUCCCUCAUCCUAGCUCUUCAUAUCUCCAGUGCUCUUUGCUGUGUGCUUCUGUUUGGUUCAAAACUACUGCGCACACUCUGAAAAUAAGAGCGCCACUGCCACCCACUGAGUGGAAUUGCAAUUACAAUUUAUUUUAGGGGCCGUUUACAUGGUGACUCUCCGAGAACACGAAAAAUUUCAAAAUUUGCAUUUAUAUGGGCCUGUCUCCGUUCCAACAAUGUCGCAAUUCCGCAUGAAAACAAUGUAGUAUUCCUGCCAGGCCCGAGGGGGCAGUGCAGAUUUACAAGGCGACAGCGAAUGAUGCACUUUGACCCCACCAAAGUUCCUCAGCCCGGAAAAAAAUAUGCCCGCCCACUCGAAGCGAUGGCAUUUUUCUUUUGUUCAAAAAGGCACAAAAAUGGAAACAUUCAACAUAUUUAAUUUAAAGUAGGGCUGUCAAAAGAUUUGAAUUUUUAAUGGAGUUAAUUACAGCUUAAAAAUUAAUUAAUCGUAAUUAAUCGCAAUUCAAAUCAUCUCUAGAAAAUGCCAUAUUUUUCUGUAAAUUAUUGUUGGAAUGGAAAGAUUCCAAGAUGGAUAUAUACAUUCAACAUACAGUACAUAUGUACUUUUUUUGUUUAUUAUAACAAUAAAUCAACAAAUAUGGCAUGAACAUUAUUAACAUUCUGUUAAAGCGAUCCAUGGAUAGAAAGACUUGUAGUUCUUAAAAGAUAAAUGUUAGUACAAGUUAUAGAAAUUUUAUAUUAAAACCCCUCUUAAUGUUUUAGUUUUAAUAAAAUUUGUAAAAUUUUCAAUCAAACAAUAAACUAGUAGCUCACCAUCAUUGAUUACGCUCAUGGGUGCUGAAACCCAUAAAAUCAGUCGCACCCAAGCGCCAGCAGAGGGUGACGAAACACAAAAAACACAAGUAACAAGUGGACAUGACACUGUGCUGUCAUUUUAAUCUGUUUGAGCGGGGCAUGUGUGUUAAAUGCGUCAAAUAUUUUAACGUGAUUAAUUUAAAAUUUUAAUUAACGCCCGUUAACGCGAUAAUUUUGAUUGAAAAAUAUUAUUAAAACAGUAAAUUAAAUCCGACAUUCCGCCAUAUUUGCUGUUUUUAAUGUUUAGCAGCACCGCUGCGCAUGCCCAAUGUGACGUGUAGGAGUGCUGACGUUAUCGGCGCCGCGGGAGCCUUUGAUAUGCAUGCGGAGCAAGCCCCCCUCAAUCCCCCGCAAUCGAAUUCUUCCACUUUGGAGGCAGGAUUCAGAAUUUUUCGUCUUCGCCGACACCGUAUGCACGCGAGGCCACUCCGCAACACAGGCAUUGCGUCUUCGUGUCGCAGAGUCGCCAUGUAAACUGCCCCUUAUUAUGACCCUUGGGGGGUGAGCACCCCACUAUUUGAGAAGUACUGCAUUAAGGUAAUAUAAGGUUUUACAAACACUGCUCGUGAAGAGUAAUAAGGUGUCCAACAUGAUCCACCAAUAUCGUAGAGGAUUAAUACAUAUUAUGAUGUUGCCAUGACAGCGCUAGUCUCCUUAUGACCUUCUGAAAGCCAGUGUGUUUUCAAUGAUCCUUUAUAGUUUUUUUUAAACAUACUGUGGCUUUUGAGCGAACUUGUGUCGGCAGAGAAAAGGGCUCAAUUGUGGGUCAAAAGAGCUACAAAUCUCUCUUAUUCACUGCCUUUCUGUCUAUUCAUCAACACGCUAUCACUAGCACGUAUGCGUCCAUUAGUUGCGUGUAAUGUUUUGGAGACAGGACAGCACGAAGUGAGUCACAACUUGGGAAACAUUCAAUAAAUCUGCUUUUAUCUUUGCCUGUCACUGCUGAGGCAUGUUUGAUUUAAAAGCGUCAAGUGCUGCUUUCAAACGACUGCGCGCAUCGUCGCUAGCGUGCGGGCUGCCCGUAAUGCAUUCGCACUACUGUUGUGUUUGUGGAGAUGAAGUUUUAUACUUUUUUUUUUUCAUUUAAACAAACAGCAUUUUGGUUAAAAACGCAUUGAAAACAAAUAAAUUUGUUGUUUUAUGGAAUACGACAUAAUACUAGCCUAAUGUAUUGUUUUCCUUUCAUACCUGUGCAGAUUGUCAGUCAUUCAAAAUAGGUUGAAUGGUGUCAACUUCUAUUUGUUGAUUUUUUUGUUUAAAAUAGUGUAGGCAGUUAAGCUAUUUGACUAACCAUAUGCAGGUGUACCUUCCUGAAUUGUGCACUUAGACAUUGAAUGCAUCACACUUUGGAGUUUUUUUUUUCCACACAUGUGUCUGACUAAAGCUGACUUUUUUUUUUUUUUUAAGUUGUCAUUUUUACAAGCUGACUGAUGACUUCAAGUUCAGUUGUAUCACAUCUGGGUCAGAUUUUUAGUUUUUUUCUUUCUUUUUUUUAAACGAAGCUUUAAAACUCUUGCCCUCUCGCUAUCUACUGCAUCGAUUCCAUGAGUCAUGGCUGGCCUUCUUUUAUUGACUCGGGCACGAAGCUGAGCAAUGACACAGUCAUUGGCAUUUGAAGCUAAGAACAGUUUGGUUUGGGUUUUCUUUCUUUUUUGCAAAAAUACUGUCGUCUGUAACUCCGGCACAUAAAUGCACAUAUGGUUCUGAAAUCAUGUACAUAAACGUCCAAAUUUGUUCAACUCUGCCAUCUCAUACAGUAUGUAUUUAUGUGUAAUACUCUUGGACUGUAUUUUUUUUAUUAUUACUAUUAUAUCUUUUUAAUUGCUUAAUUGACUUUAAUGUCAUGGUACUGGAAAAUCACGGCCUUACGAUCACAAAACAUGAAGUAUAAUCGGUCACUUUAUUUGACGAUGGGUUCAUAAGACUGUCAUGAGACUGUCAUAAUUAUGACAUGACACUGUCAUGAGCAUUAAUGAAUGCUUAUGACAGAUGUCAUGAAGUGUCAUCCGGCAAAUUACGUCACUUAUGUCAUUAAUUAUGUCACUUUUGAAUGGAUAUAAAAGAUGCGGACUGUACGUACUGGAAAUGGAGUCAUUGGCAUCUGUCAUAAGCAUUCAUUAAUGUUCAUGACAGUGUCAUAUAGUAAUUAUGACAGUGACAUAUUUUGCCGUAUGACACUUAAUGACAUCUGUCAAAUAAAGUGUUACAGUAUUUUUUUUUUUUUCGGUAACACUUUAGUUGAUGGUGGGUUCGUAAGACUGUCAUAAGACCGUCAUAAUUAUGAUAUGACACUGUCAUGAGCAUUAAUGAAUGAUUAUGACAGAUGUCAUGAAGUGUCAUCCGGCAAAUUACGUCAUUUACUCCAUUUAUAUCCAGACCGCAUCAAAAUUUGCCGGAUGACAUUACAUGGCAUCUGUCAUAAGAAUUCGCUAAUGCUUAUGACAGUGUCAUGUAGCAAAUAUGACGGUGACAUAAUUUGCCAGAUCACACAUGACAUCUAUCAUAAACAUCCAUUAAUGCUCAUGACAGUGUCAUGUGGUAAUUAUGACGGUCUUAUGACCGUCUUAUGAACCCACUGUCAAACAAAGUUUACCGUAUAAUAUUUUUUUUUUGGUAACACUUUGUUUGACAGCGACAUAAUUUGCCAGGUGACACUUCAUGACAUCUGUCAUAAACAUUCAUUAAUGCUCAUGACAGUGUCAUGCCAUGAUUAUGACGGUCUUAUGACAGUCUGAUGACGCCACUGUCAAACAAAGGUUUUUUUGUUGUUGUUUUUUAAUACUUCAUUAGUGGUUGAAUUAUCAUUCCAGCUGUUUGUUUUGCAUCUCAGGAAUAUACUUCUAUUUUAGAGAUUAUUUUGUUGCUCAUUUUAAAAUUAGCCCUCAAUAACGUGAGGGAAAUCUCACUUAAUAUUAGUGAUGUUGACCUAUGGGAAACAAGCUGAAUAUAACCAAAUUUGAACUUUCCUCACUAUGUUGUUUAAAUACCAGCUGUUGGUAAGUGCACAUCGUGAUGUCAUUGAGUGUGUAGUUGUGCUGCAAACACAAAAAGGUCCGAAUUCCCGCUACCGACAUGUUAGUGCAGCUUCUUGGUGAAACCACAAGUUUUAUGAUGAUUAAAUAUUAUAUUGAGCAGUCAUGAUGGCGUCCGCAGCACCAUGACCCAUGUGUGUUUUUACCCCACUGUUUUGUGGGAUUGAUUUAUUUAAUUUAGAGGUUCCUUCUCAUGUAUCAAAUUGAAUUGUUGAAUAAAUAGUUGCCAAAACAUUUGCUGGUGU